Molecule: messenger RNA, 872 nt
Organism: Nicotiana tabacum (common tobacco)
Lineage: Eukaryota; Viridiplantae; Streptophyta; Magnoliopsida; Solanales; Solanaceae
Source: RefSeq, a predicted model, not a curated record
UGUAAAAACCCUAAAAAACAAGACCUAACCAUCUGCCCCCCCUCUCUUUUCCUUCUUCCUCCCCAAGCUUCACCAAAGCCUCUCCCAUGGCUACCUUUGCCCUUCCGUCUCCUUCCUCUUCACCCCGCCACACUCACACACACACACAUCAACACAUACACACACAUACACAGUGCAAAACCAGCUCCACCAUGAAUAACCAACGUUCAUGGCUGUUGCUUCCUCCUUCGUUCUUCGUCCAAACAGACCCUGCUGCUCCUCCUUCGUUCUUCGUCCAAACAAGACCCCGCUGCCAUUGCUUCAUCUUCUUCGUCAAGCUCGAGCUUGAGCUCGACACUCAUGGCUGCUGCUGCGUCUUCUUCUCCACCCCGUCGCACGCUGCUGUUUCUCCUCAUUCACGGCUGCGUUGAUGCUUCUUCUUCUUCGUCAUUGUCGUUGCUGCUCCUGCUACGUCCAGCCAUGGACGAGAUCCUCACUGCCAUGGCUGCGUCUUCAAGCUCGAGAUCUCGUCGCACCAUGGCUGCUGCUCCGCUCCUGCUAGGCUCGUCGCUACUGCUGCUCUGUCACUGCUGUUGCUCGAUGCUUCUUCUUCUCCAGCUUCACGCAGCCAUGGCUGCUUUGUUGUUGUUGCUCGAUGCUUCUUCUUCUCCAGCUUCGCGCGACCAUGGUUGCUUUGUUGCUGCUGCUUCAGUUCUCGUCGUCGCCAAACACCCCUCCAUCGAGCUUCGUCUAUUGUUUAAGUUUCCGGGCAGAUUCGAGUGAUUUUGGUGCAAUAAUUGUCUCCGGACAGAUUUGCUUUCAUUCAAGUUCUUCGUCAUUUCGAUCCGGUACACGACUGUAAUACUAGCUGUUGCAAGCUAAUAAUGUGGAAG